Molecule: messenger RNA, 2007 nt
Organism: Rhopalosiphum maidis (corn leaf aphid)
Lineage: Eukaryota; Metazoa; Arthropoda; Insecta; Hemiptera; Aphididae
Product: angiotensin-converting enzyme-like
Exons: 16
Coding region: 43-2007 (654 amino acids)
Biological process (GO): proteolysis
Cellular component (GO): plasma membrane
Molecular function (GO): metallopeptidase activity; peptidyl-dipeptidase activity
Source: RefSeq, a predicted model, not a curated record
AUUAUGUAAAUGUAAAUUUAAAAAAAAUAUAGCCAAGAUAAAAUGAAAACCUCUAAUUUCCCAAUGAAGAUUAUUCUAGUUUUUGCAGUAUACCUAAUCAAAUAUUCAAUGGAAUUAGAUUAUUCGAAAAUACAGGGAUUUAAUACUAAUAUGGAAGAAGCUACACAAUUCCUUCGUGAAUGGGAAAAUGAAGCAGUAGCCUCGUGCAAUAGAGUGGCAAUGGCACAGUGGACAUACGCAACAAAUAUAACGGAAUACAAUAAAAAGCAAAUGAUAGAUGAACAAAAAUUGAAUUCAAAGUUCAACAGAGUAUCUUGGAGAAAAGCUUCUGAUUUCAUGUGGACUCGUAUAUCUGAUCCUAUUAUACAAAGACAACUCAAAAUUUUGGCACUGAAAGGCCAAUCAAAUAUACCAGAUUCAAAACUAAAUCAGAUGCAUUCAAUUUUAAAUGAAAUGAAAGAUAUUUAUGCUAAAGCGAAAAUAUGUCCAUUCAAUUAUAGAUUGACAUCGUAUUGUGAACUAAGUCUUGAACCAGAUUUAGUAAGAGUAAUGGCUAACUCAAGAGAUUUUGAAGAACUAUUGUAUACCUGGCGUUCAUGGAGAGAUAAUAUUGGACAUGAGAUUCGACCUAAAUACAUAAAAUACAUGGAAUUGGUUAACGAAGCUGCAAUAUCAAUAGGGUUUGAAGACGCAGGUCAGCAACAAAUUGCAAUGUAUGAAGAUGCAAAUUUUAAAGCAAAACUUGACAAUUUGUGGACAGCCAUAGAGCCGAUUUAUAAACAUCUUCACUCUUACGUACGGCGAAAAUUAGUUUCUCACUAUGGUAAACGCAGGGUUCGAGUCGAUGGACCAAUUCCAGCACAUUUACUAGGUAACAUGUGGGCACAGAACUGGAAAAAUAUAAUAGACUUAGUGAUUCCAUUUCCGAAGAAAAGACGUAUUGAUGUUUCCGGUGAAAUGUUACGUCAAGGAUACACGCCUUUAAAGAUGUUUCAAAUUUCUGAAGAAUUUUUCACAUCACUUGGAUUGAAAGCGAUGCCAGUGGAAUUUUGGCAUAAUUCAAUUUUGGAAAAGCCAACAAAUAGGCCAGUAUCGUGCAAAGCAUCUGCUUGGGAUUUUUGUAAUAAAUAUGAUUACAGAAUAAAACAAUGCACUGAAGUUACAAUGGAUGAUCUGUUCUCGACACAUCAUGAAAUGGCUCAUAUUCAAUAUUAUCUCCAUUAUUCUGAUCAGCCACUGAUGUUUAAAGAAGGAGCGAAUCCUGGCUUUCACGAAGCUUUGAGUGACGCAGUUAUUCUUUCUGUCUCCACACCACGGCAUUUGCACAGGAUUGGACUAUUAAAUAACAUAACUGACGAUUAUGAAGAUCAAAUAGACUUCUUAAUGGAAAUGGCUUUAGACAAAAUUGCUUAUCUACCUUUUGCCUAUUCAGUUGAUUUGUGGCGAUGGAGUGUUUUUUCAAAAGGCAUACAAAAUUUAAAUGCUCGUUGGUGGGAUUUAAAAUUAUUGUAUCAAGGAAUCAUUCCACCGAUAGCCAGGGAUGAAAACGAUUUUGAUCCAAGUUCUAAGUAUCAUGUGAUUGCUGAUACUCCUUAUAUAAAAUUUUUCAUUAGUAUAAUACUUCAGUUUCAAAUACACGAAGCCUUGUGUACAGCAGCAGGACAUAUUGGUCCAUUACAUACUUGUGACAUAUACCGCUCAAGAGAGGCUGGUCGGAUAUUAAGUGAAAUAAUGUCAAUGGGUUAUUCAAAACCAUGGCCACAAGUUAUUAAAAUCCUUACUGGAGGAAGAACGAGUGAAAUUGAUGCACGGCCACUGAUUGAAUAUUUUAAACCACUCACGCACUGGUUAAUUAAUGAAAAUAAAGCGGAACGAAUAGGAUGGUCUAGAUUAAAUGAAGACAUAGCACUAUUCGAGCCCUUGUCGAAGGCUAGCAAUUGCGAUUCAGUCGACAAAUACUUAAUUAUAUUCGUGAUUUUUAAUAUAGUAAAAAAUGUAUACCAUUAA